AUGCCACAUCCAACGGGCGUCCGCGUCUUGAAUCGACCUUCGGUCUUCUCCAACAUCACCAAGAAAUCGGCCAAACGUAACAUCGAUCCCGAAAAGCUCGACCACGUCGUCCGCACUGACCUGGCCGAUCCUCCGCUUUCACGAGGUAGCAUGGACAGGCUUCACUCGCGCGACGUCCGCAAGUCCCUGACCGCCCAUCUACCCGGUCGUUCUUCAUCGCCGGCGAGUAAGAGCAAAGCCAGCCCGAAACCAUCCCCCAGGAUAGCUCCUGCCAAACCCGCUAGAUUGGCUAUAGAGAUCGAGUCCCCACCACUGAUUCUCCAUGGCUCUCCAUCACACAGCACUGGUGCCUUGCUCUCUGGCCAGUUGCUUCUGACCGUCACUGACCCGGAAGUCACCAUUCAGUCUUACGAAAUGAUCCUCCAAGGCAGGAUGACAACACGGAAACCAGUGGGCAAAGAUUGUCCUGAGUGUACCACCAAGAUCUCGCAUGUUCGUCAAUGGAACUUUCUCUCCGAAGCAACCCUGUUCAAGGUCGGCGCUCACAACUUCCCAUUCUCCCAUCUCCUCAGCGGUCAACUCCCAGCAACAUGUCAUAGCGAGCUUGGUCGUAUCGACUACUUCCUCCGCGCUGAAGCGACUACUUCCCUGGGCGAUAAAUUCGCCACGGAAUAUGCCUUGCCUGUGCAGCGCGCUCUCAUGCCCGGAUCAGAUCGAAACGCUCAACGUGUGUUUCCGCCGACUAAUUUAAGCGCUAUCGUUGUCCUUCCUCCAGUCAUUCAUCCGAUAGGUUCCUUUCCGGUGCAGAUGCGGCUCACAGGACUGGUUGAAUCAGCACUCAAAGACGCUCAGAAACGGUGGCGCGUUCGUAAGAUGAGCUGGAAAAUCGACGAAACAAGUCGUGUCGUCAGUGCCGCUUGUUCUAAGCAUGCCCACAAAGUUGGGGGCGAAGGGAAGGGUGUCUUGCAUGAGGACACCAGGACGAUCGCGACAGAGGACAUCAAGCAGGGGUGGAAGACAGAUUUUGAUAUUCCUGGCGGACAGAUUGAGAUUGAAUUCACAGCCGCACUAAAUACUAACAAGCAACCGGUCUGUGAUGUCGAGUCUCCAAAUGGAUUGUCAUCGUCCCAUCUCCUGGUCCUGGAAAUCAUUGUCUCGGAAGAGCAGGUAUCGCUGAAGGGAGCUAAAUACGCAACGCCGACUGGAGGAGCCAGAGUUUUGCGUAUGCAAUUCAAAAUUAUUGUCACAGAGAGAGCUGGGAUGGGAAUCAGCUGGGACGAAGAACUACCCCCGCCUUAUGAGGAUGUGCCACACUCCCCUCCAGGAUACUUGAGUGAAUUCCAGGGCGAUAUCAAUCAGCUGCCUCGAAUUGAAGAACUUGACCUUGGAGAUUCUGUGGAGGUUGACAGCUCCUCUGGGCGAGCUUGA
Bacidia gigantensis is the source of this 1428-nucleotide messenger RNA. RefSeq lists its product as uncharacterized. The transcript has a single exon. Lineage: Eukaryota; Fungi; Ascomycota; Lecanoromycetes; Lecanorales; Ramalinaceae. The record is from RefSeq and is a predicted model, not a curated record. Bases 1 to 1428 code for a protein of 475 amino acids.